CCACCCAGCCAACGUGUGGGCGGGUUUUUUUUCACUGACGUCAUUCAAUGACAGCUAGCUGUCAGAAAGUGAGUUCAUUCCCCGGACUCGAUAAGACGGUACGCCGUCUACAUCUCGUUGCCCCUUCGCUGGUAUUUAGCAACAAGAAACGGUGAGACAGAGGACAAGUCAUUCCACCGAGCCCGGCCAUGGACGAACAGGCGGGGCCCGGCGUGUUCUUCAACAACAAUAACAACUCGGUUCUACCCGGCACUGGUAAAGGACCGCUGCCUGAUGGUGACGCCGGGGAGGCGGCUAGGGCACAGUACAGUAUCCCGGGGAUCUUACACUUCCUGCAGCACGAAUGGGCCCGUUUCGAAGUAGAGAGGGCACAAUGGGACGUGGAACGUGCCGAAUUGCAGGCUCAAAUUGCCUUCCUACAAGGAGAGAGAAAAGGCCAGGAGAAUCUGAAGAAAGACCUUGUGAGGAGGAUCAAGAUGUUGGAAUAUGCGCUCAAGCAAGAGAGAGCAAAGUACCAUAAGUUGAAAUAUGGGACAGAGUUAAAUCAAGGUGACCUGAAACCUCCAAGCUAUGAUUCUGACGAGACAAAUGAGAACGACACUUCUGGAUCGCUGAACAAUCAGCUGUCCUGGAAACAAGGCCGACAGCUCCUCAGACAGUACCUGCAGGAGGUGGGCUACACAGACACUAUUUUAGAUGUGAAGUCACAGCGUGUUCGAGCUCUGCUAGGACUUGCCGGUGACGGAAGUGGGAAGACAGUUGAGCGUAUAAGUACGGAGCCUUUGGUCAAUGGGACAGACACAUCAGCAAAGGGCAUGGGGACUAGAGUGAAAGCUGAGGUUUCGGAUACCAGCGCUGUAAUGGAGGCCUUCAAGUUCAUCGAGAAUGCAGCAGCGGAAUUCAGUGAUGAAGAUGAGGAAGAGGAUAGUGACGGGAAGGACAGGACUAACGUGGAGUCCAGAACGAUAAUUCGCAAGAAACCAUCAUCGUCAACGCCGCCAGCCAGUAUGGACACUAGCGAGGACCCAGACACAGAAGAUGCCCUUAAGGGCUUUGACUUCUUAUCAAGUCCUGAUGAGAUGGACAUCUCACCAGAGUGCAGAGGCACAGGGGAUGGCACUGACUGGGAUAAGGACGAGCACGGUCCCAUUUCUGAGGCCUGGGACGUGGACCCGAGCUUGAUAACCAAACUCAAGGAGCAGUACAGAAAGGAGCGCAAGGGGAAAAAGGGGGUAAAGAGACCCAAUCGGUCCAAGCUGCAGGACAUGCUGGCCAAUCUGAGGGACGCAGAGGAUGUGUCCCACAUGCAGCUUCCAUCCCCCAACCAGUCCCGAUCCAACGUGGUGCGCUUCAACGAGCAUGACGGCAACCGAACAGAUGAAGUGGAGGCGCUAACCUUCCCGCCCACUUCAGGGAAGUCGUUCAUUAUGGGCUCAGACGAGGCCAUGGAGAGUGAGCUGGGCCUGGGAGAGCUGGCCGGGCUCACUGUAGCCAAUGAGGCCGACAGCCUGGCGUACGAUAUUGGCAACAAUAAGGAUGCCAUGCGAAAAACCUGGAAUCCUAAAUUUACACUCCGAAGCCAUUUUGACGGGAUUCGGGCCCUGACCUUCCACCCCGUGGAGCCCGUCCUGGUCACGGCUUCAGAGGAUCACACUCUCAAGAUGUGGAAUCUCCAAAAGACAACUCCAGCCAAGAACAGGAGUACGUCUCUAGAUGUGGAGCCCAUCUACACGUUCAGGGCUCACAGGGGGGCUGUGUUGAGUGUGGUAAUGAGCAGCACGGGGGAGCAAUGUUUUAGCGGAGGGGUUGACGGCACCAUCCAAUGUUGGAACAUGCCCAAUCCUAACAUCGACCCCUAUGAUUCCUACGACUCAUCAGUGUUGCGUGGAGAGCUGUGUGGACACACCGACUCGGUUUGGGGACUUGUGUACAGCACCGCACACCAGCGCCUCCUGUCCUGCUCGGCUGACGGAACUGUGAGACUGUGGGACGCCAACAGCACAUCCCCCGCCCUCUGCGUAUUCAACGAAAAUAAAAAGCUCGGGAUUCCCUCCUCGGUGGACCUGGUGUGCAGUGAACCAGCUCACUUGGUGACUUCCUUCACGAGUGGGGAGAUUGGCCUCUUCAACAUGGAGACGAGUCAACUUGUCCUCAGCCUGGAGUCCUCUGCGGAGCAAGGCCCUCCCAUUCACAUCAACAAGAUCCUCAGCCACCCCACGCUGCCCAUCACCAUCACGGCACAGGAGGACAGACACAUCAAGUUCUUUGACAACAACACUGGAAAAUUGAUACACUCAAUGGUGGCCCACCUGGAUGCCGUCACCAGCUUAGCUGUGGACCCCAAUGGAUUGUAUCUCAUGUCGGGCAGUCACGACUGCUCCAUCCGUCUGUGGAACCUGGAGAGUAAAACCUGCAUCCAGGAGUUCACGGCUCACCGGAAGAAGUCCGAGGAGUCCAUUCAUGAUGUGGCUUUUCAUCCAUCGAAAUGCUACAUCGCCAGCGCAGGGGCAGACGCUCUCGCCAAGGUGUUCGUAUGACGCAGUGCGGACUCUUUCCCCGUAGCCCCCUCCCUCGACUCCGCCUCCGCUGAUCAGGGACCAAUUGAGGUACCGGAGGUGAUAUAGACCUUCAGGCACGGGUCCAAUCCCACCCCACACCGCCCACUGGUUUCCUGUCGGACUGACAGACACUUUAGCUGUAAGCAGGCUGGGGAUUGCCACGUGAAGGUCGGGCUGGGAGAAUUGUCCUCUUGGCCCAAACCCUGUCAUCUAGCAUCCAGGCAGGCCUGGAUGUGACUGCUCACAGCGCCCUACUGCAACUCAGACUUCACCUCCGCAGUCAGGAGGCUCAGGGCAAGUGUGGAGAAAGUGUGAGGAGUGAAGAAACACGGUUCCAAGCCGCUUUUUUUGCCCCCCGACGUCAGCCCGCAUCCCUCAGGCCUUUUCCUCCUCCUUACAAGACCAGAUUUUGUGUUGUCAGCUCAGAUUUACUUCUCCUUUGCUUCCCGGACUGACUGCGCUUGCUGGCCUUCCUUGGUUUUUCCUUUUUAAAACACUUGUUGACGAAUGUGCCUUUGCUUUAAAAGGCCUUGGAAAUGUUAUUUUAACAAGCCUGUUUUUGGGGGAGUGGGGAGGGAGGGACCAGCAAAAAACAAAAACAAAACAAAAAAAAGCAGAUCUGUUUGCCACAGUGUUGCUGAUUUUAACAUUGGAUGUAAUAUGACAAAAGCUUAUAAUAAACAAAAUAUAUAUUAUUCAGUCUUAAAAUUAACUGUGCAGUGUGAGUUUGAGUGCUCUUUUUUGAUAAAUGUAUUUGGGGAAUCAGUUUUGUGCUUUUCCAGGUAAAGCUGGAAGUGCGACGCAGAGCAGAUACACUAUACAGUAUGAUCUGUUUGUUAGAAUAUUGUACACUUGACGAGUAAGAUUAGCAUACAAACGUUUGUGUCUAAACUACACCAUUUGGUUCCUCUAUUACAAUUCAAAGAUGGUUAUUGAUGUCCAUUUUAGGAAUAACUAAUUGAUUUUAGCCAGUUUGCUCUUGUUCCAAUUGAAUGGCUUGUACUGUUUGUAGUCCCCUCCCCCCACCGGACAUGCUUGAUUACGUGAUGUGUCGGUCCACAUAUUGACAGUAGUCCAGUGUUUAGCAGGAGCUUAGUGCAGUACUCUAGGUCUCUCUCUGAAAUAACAUGUUCACCAUCUAACACAGAGUGAGGUGACAUUUCCUGGAAUUUCUAAUCCUACUGUAAACUGUGAGGAGACGAUCCUAAAGUUGGAAUCAAAUGAAAUGAGUGCAGCGUCCGACGAGCCAUUUUCUCAGUCACUGGUUUGUAAAUCGAAGCAAUGUUCAGAAUAAAAACCUGCUGUAAACUGUUAA
Molecule: messenger RNA, 3873 nt
Organism: Syngnathoides biaculeatus (alligator pipefish)
Lineage: Eukaryota; Metazoa; Chordata; Actinopteri; Syngnathiformes; Syngnathidae
Product: striatin-like
Exons: 17
Coding region: 189-2537 (782 amino acids)
Cellular component (GO): dendrite
Molecular function (GO): protein-containing complex binding; protein phosphatase 2A binding; armadillo repeat domain binding
Source: RefSeq, a predicted model, not a curated record